GAUCAUGAGGGCGUGUGUAUCUGUGACCCGAAUGAACACUGCCUCGAUAUAAAGUUUUUUUUUUUUUUUUUACUUUUCCUGUUUUUCGGUUUUCUUCGUUAUUACGAGGAUUCUACAGAACGCCAGGUGAUUACCCAGAAGCAGAAGCUACGGCAGAUAUCAAUUAAUAUAAUAACAUUUUAGAAACAAACAUGAAAAUAAACCGGGAAGGAGGAAAAUAGGUGUGGUACAAGUUCAUGUACGUCUAUGUACGUCUCUAUAGGAGUACGGUGUAUGGGUGUAUGUAGGUUAAGAAGUGGCUCGUGUCUCGAUUUCUCACACACAGUCUGCUGAUUAAUGGGCGUGACAGUGCACGUUGGCUGAUGGAGGUGUUACUAACUCUCAUAACAAAGAUGUCGGCAAAAAUCCCCAAAGUCGAUGCACCAAAUGAGACGACCUCCCUCACUUCGAGGCGGGUCGAGGGAGCAGCAGCAGCAACAGAUGCAAUGGCGGUGGAGGAGGAAGAAACAACACAAAUCCCACCAGAGAUCGAUUCAGAACUCCUUUUCGACCUCCAGAUGGUGCUGGAUGGCUUCACGCAGUGCAAGAAGGACGAUGGACAGUUGUACCUCGAUGGGUACCUUAGGGCCUACAGUGAGAUUAACAAAUUCUUUCAAAUCCUUGGCAAUGUGUUCAACUUUGUGGCUCAGGAUGUGCAGAAGAAG
Penaeus monodon (black tiger shrimp) is the source of this 704-nucleotide messenger RNA. Its product is annotated as ceramide-1-phosphate transfer protein-like. NCBI's taxonomy places the organism in Eukaryota, Metazoa, Arthropoda, Malacostraca, Decapoda, Penaeidae. Gene Ontology annotation, cellular component: cytoplasm; membrane; cytosol. Gene Ontology annotation, biological process: intermembrane lipid transfer; ceramide transport. Gene Ontology annotation, molecular function: ceramide 1-phosphate binding; ceramide 1-phosphate transfer activity. The record is from RefSeq and is a predicted model, not a curated record.